CCGAAUCGGUCGGUAUAAAAGUUUAAAAAACAAGAAACACUCCUAGUUUCGUCCAAAUGGAUAGCAGAUAUACUUAGUUUCCUUCAUACUCUAACCUGCUAGCACAAAAUUAGUUUACAAUUUUUCAAUAUUUAACAGAGAAGGCUUUUAGUUAGCCAGCGGGCCCUCAAUCAGAAUGCUUCUAUGCGAGGCGUUUAAAAAUUCUUCUAUCAGAAAUGCAAGCAUGGGUUUCCCGAUGAAAUUGUUGUGUUUAUUACUGGUGGUGUGUUCGGUGCAGAGUCUCCAGCUCGACAGCCAGGCCUCCACCAGGAAGCCAAGGGUGACCAAGUACAGCAAAACUACAGCCAUGCCUGGCGGAUCGACGGAGCCUGCUACCGAACGCAGUUUGAUGACAGCGACGUAUAGACUGUACGGCAGCGGCGGUGAGACCUGCAUACUUCUGACGGUUGACGCGUUGCUGGAUAUAUCCUAUGUCACUAAGCUCAACGAACGUGCAGACGCAAAUACCUUCGUUCCGAAUAACGCAAACGUGGCUGGCUUGUGUAAAGAGAGCGACCUAGAGACCUUGGUCCUGUCUUUUAAAGAGUUUGCAUUGGAAUGGACCUUUGCUAAGACACCAGGUGGCGAACGCUGGUAUGUGGACAGCAUAAGACUCACCUACAACUCGAGCGCAAGGAUUCUUGAACACGCAGCGAAACAGGGAAGACGGGUGACCUUGACAACUGGACCUAGAGCACUAUUAUUUCCUACCCCUGUUGGCAAGUCCUACGCUUGCCCUGACGAAACUGUUGUUGAUAUCCUGGAGGAAGAACCGAGCAACCCAACACUAGCUCACCGCGCGAAGCUAUACCUCCGUCAGAUGCGCUUACAACCCUUCAUGUUCAAACGCGACGGAGUGUUCGGCCCCCCAUGGCACUGCUCCGACUCCAAUCGGGCCCGCUCGGAAACCGCCCCCGUCGCGGUGGGGGCAGCACUGGCGAUCGCGACUGCGAUCACACUAGUCGGUUACGCGAUCUGGCGUUAUUUGAAAGUGAAAAAAGUGCAAUACGACACGAUGGAAUGAAAGAGUUAAAUGCGUUCUGAACAUAUUAUUUUAGAUAUUAGAUAGAAGCAGGCGUUACUUUGCGAAAUUC
Molecule: messenger RNA, 1133 nt
Organism: Pararge aegeria (speckled wood butterfly)
Lineage: Eukaryota; Metazoa; Arthropoda; Insecta; Lepidoptera; Nymphalidae
Product: lysosome-associated membrane glycoprotein 1
Exons: 6
Coding region: 176-1063 (295 amino acids)
Cellular component (GO): membrane
Source: RefSeq, a predicted model, not a curated record